UCAGUUGAAUUAGAUUCUAAUUUCUUGAGUGGUCGGUUUGUGUUAAUCGAAAGUGCGUGCCAAGUGUUUUUGUUGUUUUAGCUUAAAUAUUUUGAAUCACAGUUUUUUUCCAAUUCUAUUUUGAGACAUUUUGAAAUUAUUUCCUUUCGGUAGUACUAAUACGUUUUGUUUUAUACGUUGUUACCGAACUUUGCGUUUUAAAAGUGAAGCCAAGUUUCGAAGGCAUAAAAUCUAAUUAGUUCGUGAAGCUUCCAUGCUCCUUCAAACAGAAUGGACAAUAUACUUAACCAAUCUAGUUCAUCGAAAGGCAGGCAAUAGCCUCCGGGGCGGCAGCCGCGGGAAGCGCGAAUCAUGACGCGCUUUAGCCACGUCAGUGCGCCUAACGCGAGCUCGGCACCGCCGUAUGAGCUGACGGCGAGCGCGGGCAGCUGCGCCGACGCGGGCGGCGCGCUGCUCCCGGCGCAGCCGCACCAGCCACCCUCCUCGCAGCCGCGCCAUGACCCGCGCAAGAGACCUAAGGACAAGCACUUUGGCGCUGACCGAUUCGAAAUGUCCAGCUGCGAGCCGAACCUGCACGCCCCAGCCAUACCCUCCUCGCCGAGCUCCAAUCGUAAACGCAAGGGAUCAUCUUAUGGAGCCGGCAGCGCAUGCGACGACGACGGCGACGAUGACACCCGCUCCACCCUCACGCUUCCCGACAAGAAGCAAAACCACUCCGAGAUAGAAAAACGGCGGCGCGACAAGAUGAACACAUACAUAACGGAGCUGAGCGCGAUGAUCCCGAUGUGCGGCGCGAUGGCUCGCAAGUUGGACAAGCUGACGGUGCUGCGCAUGGCCGUGCAGCACCUGCGGUCCGUGCGCGGCGCGCUGUCCGCCUGCCCGCUCACCGCGCGCCCGCGCCCCGCCUUCCUCUCCGAGCGCGAGCUCAACGAACUCAUCCUGCAAGCAGCGCACGACUGCUUCCUGCUCGUGGUUGGCUGCGACCGAGGCAGGCUCUUGUACGUGUCCGCCUCCGUUAAGAGGAUGCUCCAAUACGAUCAAUCGGAGCUCCUGGGACAAAGCCUGUUUGACAUCCUGCACCCAAAAGACGUGGCAAAAGUGAAGGAGCAAUUAUCUUCCUCCUACCUCAGUCCUCGGGAACGACUUAUCGAUGCAAAGACGAUGUUGCCGGUAAAGGCAGACCUGGUGACGGGCGCGUCGCGGCUGUGCCCGGGCGCGCGGCGCUCCUUCCUGUGCCGCAUCAAGUGCAAGCUGGACAGUGAGCCGCCGCAGCAGCCCGCGCUCGUCAAGGAGGAAGCCGACCCCACCAAGAUAAGGAAGAAAGUCAACGAGAAGAAGUUCUGCGUCGUUCAGUGCACAGGUUACCUAAAGCUGGCAGCGCCGGUGGAGGUGUGCGUGGGCAGCGGCGAGAGCGGCGACGACGGCGACGGCAGCAUGUCGUGCCUGGUGGCCAUCGGGCGCGCGCUGCCCGACCCCGCGCCCGCCGCGCCGCGCACCCCCGCGCCGCCCACCAGGCGCCUGCAGUUCGUCUCCCGACACGCCACGGACGGGAAAUUUGUCUUUGUCGACCAGAGGGUGACGCUGGCGCUGGGUUUCCUACCACAGGAGCUGCUGGACACGAGCCUGUACGAGUACGUGGGCGCGGGCGCGCUGGGCGCGGUGGCGCGCGCGCACAAGGCCGCGCUGCUCAGCCGCCAGCCGCUGCUCACGCCGCCCUUCACCUUCCGCCGCAAGGACGGCUCGCUGGCGCGAGUGCAGACACACUUCAAGCCGUUCAAGAACCCGUGGACUAAGGACAUCGAGUACCUGGUGGCCAACAACACCAUCCUCGGCGAGACCGACGCCGCGCUCAUGCCCGACUCGGAGCUUGGCUCCUUCGAUAUCUAUAAACACAAGGCGAACGCCGCAGAGGCCGGGGCUUCGACCAACGAAGACGCGAGUGACUUUCAGAGUGGGGUUUCAGAACUGGACCUGGAUAUGCAGCGGCUGAUAGAUUCGCAGGUGGACUCGCACAAGAUCGGCAGCGCCAUCGCGACGGAGGCGCUGCGCCGCUCGCCGCCCGGCUUCUCGCCCGACCUGCCGCCGGACGUGCUGCAGGACGCCGUCUUCUUGCAACAGCCAAACCUGGUGGACAACAUGUUCGGCGUGGAGAUGGGCAACUUCAACCAAGUGCGCAACAACGUGUCGCUGAGCGCGGCGGGCGGCGAGAGCCCGCCGGUGCCGGGCGCCGAGCUCCCGGGCUCGCCGCCCUCCGUGUCGCCGCCGCUGCAGUCUCUCGGCCUCGACGGGAACGGCGAGGCCGCCAUGGCCGUCAUCAUGAGCCUGCUCGAGGCCGACGCCGGCCUCGGUGGACCCGUCAACUUCUCCGGCCUGCCGUGGCCGCUGCCUUAAAUUACCUACACAUUUGUUUAUCGGUCACCACUUCACCAUGGUUUUCGUGGCAAGGAAAUUCUUUAUCGUCGGCAAUUUAGAAGCUAGGAACCUACAUAGGUACUCUUAUAUCUAUAUAGGUAAGUUAUCUCAUUCUUCGGUCUACUAUUGCUAUUUCUUACGGCGGCCCGAUAAUUUGUGUUAAGGAAUAAGGCAUUACGGUUUCCUAUUCAUUUAAAAAUGAAUUCAACAGGUUCCUAGUUAUCUGUCCUAAACUCCUGAAAUCCAUCGCAUAAUAAGUUGAGAUCUCGGGCAUAAAUACCACGUCAAUAUAAUUUGUUUUAAUUUGAAUUACGAUACACAACCUUGCCGAAUUUCGUAACGAAAAUAAUGUUAACCGAACAUGACUGAAAUAUCACGUUUUGGAGGGCCAUCCUGAGCCAUGAUGAUGACUUGACGAAAAAACUGCAAAGCCUUCUAGAAUUUUUGCAAACGAAAGUUGAAUUUAUCAGUUAAAAUAAGCGGGAAUACUAUACUCAUUAACCGACUAACCGACCUGCAACAAUGAUGAGAUACGUGGCGUUGCAUGGCAAGUAAAUAUUUACUUGCCUCUGGUUAUGUGCUUUCUUUUCUAAUGCUAAAAACAACAAGGUACGUCAACCUGGGCCACUAUAGAACCAUGUCAUAAUGAAUCGUGUCAUGUUUAUCUUCUACGCCUGUACCUAUUGAGUGAUGUUUGUCCUGUAUCUAGUAGUCAAAGCGACCUAGGCCUAGGAUCCAAACUGCCGGCCUAGCCAAGGUUACAAUCGCUAUCGCUUCGACAACGAAAACCAUUAUGUCUCUCUAUCACACUUCCAUAUUAGUGCGACAGUGACAGUUGCGUUUCGAUCGCUACGGAGCGUAAGCGAUCAGCAUCUUGGCUACGCGGCCUGGUCGACUGUACAUUUAAGUAGAUCAAUAAAACCAUACAUAAUAAACCUACAUAUUAGAGUAAAAAAAGCGACAGACAGUUAAUAAAAUACAUAGGUAACUCUCUUACUCUUGCAACGAGUAUACAAAGCUACAACGACAGAUAGCAUAUCAAUCUAUUUAGUUUAUUAAUUUAUACGUCUCAUUCAUGUUUAAUCGUUUUUUUAUUACGAUACGGUUUUUGUAAAUUCAUAAAACGCUUUAUUUUAGUUUAGUUCGGUAUGAGACACAACCGUAUGUCACAGUAAAGAUAUACCUAGUGCAAUCGUUAAAUCUAACGAAUGUGUACAAUAAGAUAUAACCUGUUGCUUAAAGGCCAGAACACCGGAUGCCUGUGCGUAGACGUGCACGUAAACAUUAUAUUUUUUUACAAAAACAAACCGCUGCGUGCACUGCACGUGUGAAUCUUUGGAACUUGGAAAACAAAAUUGAAACUUUGGUAUUGGGUACUUUCCUCUACUUAAAAUAAAUUAUUUCACACCGCACAAAAUAAAGCACCAGAUCAUUAUUAGAAAAACAUAGAUAGCAGUUAUUUUUAAACACAAUUUCUAUUUAAUAAAUCGGAUGGAAGUAUAAAAAGUAGGUGAGUUGACUGUGACAUAUUAGCGAAUCGUUUUGACAGUUGUUCUAAAAAAGAAGCUGAUUUGACUAGUAGGAAAGUAGCCAAUAAUUGUUCGAGAACACGAAAGUAUUUAACGUUAUAUUAUAUUACACACGUCUACGCUUACGUCGACGCACACGGAAACGGUGUGGCUCAGCCUUUAAACUAUAAUGUGUAUAAUCUAUGUUAUACAGGAUUAGUGAGUGUUGUUUAAGACCGUUCAGUCGACGAGACGAGAGAGAGAGAGAGAGAGACGAGUUAGUACUCGUGCUAUGAGGCCAAAACCACCCUGUAUGAGUCGUAAUUCAAUACUUUAUUUAUGACAACGACGUCAACCAAUUGAAUCACUGAGGGUGGUAUUCCAUCUUUCCAAUAUCUGUGUAAAUGUGCAUUUGAUCAAAUAUUACGAAUGACAUUUAAUUCAAAAUAGAUAGGCAAAUAGUAUAAAAACUUGAACCAAGAUAUUGGAUAAGUGGAAUGGGCCUCCUUCAAAGAAAUUUGUUCAAAUAUGGGAUAUAGAACUUGGACAAAGAUAUUGAAUUGAACAGAUGGAAGACCACCCUAAGUAAAAGUCCCCUAUCACUAAAGUCAAAAGCAGCUAAGAAGACAAUCUUGACAGUUAUGAAUUGACAGUGAUGACUCUGGCUAUCAGAUAAACGGUAGGUCUAAGCGUCGUAAAAUAUAAGGGUCAAUUCAUAACUGUCAAAAUUGACUUCUUAAUAACUUCGAGCAACUAAUUAUAGUCGCACCAAGAAAAGUCUGCAGCGGAUUUGAUAGUGUUAUUUAUACGUAAUCAUUUCAUAGAAAUUUUACGUUUAAAAUGACACUUGCACUGCGUGGGCUAUCAAAAUGACACUUGCACUGCGUGGGCUAUCAAAAUGACACUUGCACUGCGUGGGCUAUCAAAAUGACACUUGCACUGCGUGGGCUAUCAAAAUGACACUUGCACUGCGUGGGCUAUCAAAAUGACACUUGCACUGCGUGGGCUAUCAAAAUGACACUUGCACUGCGUGGGCUAUCAAAAUGACACUUGCACUGCGUGGGCUAUCAAAAUGACACUUGCACUGCGUGGGCUAUCAAAAUGGUUGCAGACUUUUCACGGUCUGACUCUAUAUAAAAAUUAUUCCUUAUAAAAUUAUUGUUGUUAAAUGUGUCUUUUGGGUACAAUUAGUCAUAGUCAUAGUCAUACUAGUAUACGGAUAAUUAUUUAGUAAAACCAAUGAUGAAUGUAUCCUCGGUAUGCAGGGUUAGAUUGAUAAAAAAUAGUACAUAACUGACGAAGGGCGGUGUAAGGAUGAAGAACUUUAUAUCACGGCCUUGGGUUUGUUAUCAUUAUGAAUUCUUAUUUAUUUUCCCGGCCGGAGCUUGUGAAUCGUGGUUGGCUAAAUGUUAUCGUUGUAAUAUGUUUAUUGUUUUUAUUUUUUAAAGAUUUUUAGAUAAGGAUAAAUAAGAUCAUGCAUGAAUAUGUAGGGUGAGCCUUGUAACGCGAGCAAAAAGUUGAACGGUACGUUAGAGUAGUAUAUGAACCAAAAAUGCUUUAAGUAUAUGAAAUUAUGGAAACAUGAAAAAAAAAUCAGUUAAUUUUUGUAAUACCUACUGUUCAAACAAACAUAAAUCGGAUUUAGCCUCUGCGGUAAGUGAUUGACAAUAAAAAAACAACAGAGAUGUUUAAACACUAUCCGUUAAUUGUAUUGAAGGUCAUACUGCAAAUCUAUUUAGUUGGAUUCUAUGGAAGAUACAAUAUCCGUUAGAGAAAAAAAACUGUGCUGUUAUGUUAUACAUAAUUACUUAUGCAUUGCAGUAUGCUUCCAAUCGAUUAUACCUACUUGAUAACGGCGAGUCGAUAGUCGAAUUUUGGCUUACCUACAUUUUUAUUUUAACACUUGUUUUAUCAUUCUAAGACUAUUUGUGUAUUAUUUAUUACUUGAUAAGUCGUAACUAUGUGGCGGAACUACCAUCUGAUUUAUUUAUAUUUAUUAAUUAACUUUAGUUCCGUAGGAAAGAUAUGAAAUUGAUGGGAACAAGAGUGAUGUAGUUGUACAUAGAUACUUAGUAAUAUUUUUUCAUGUUAUUAACAUGUGUAAUCCCACAUGUACGCAUAUACAUAUUUAGCGCAAUUUUAUGAUAUUAUAUUACCAACCAAACGCUACUAUUGUACUUGAGGUCGGGUUUUGUAAGACUGUCAUUAGAUAAUUGGGUAAGGAAUCAUGCCAGUCAAAACGGUCGGAUCUGUAUUGGUCUCAAAGUGAACUAUGUAUCAUCAUCCUUUGGCAUUUUCUAAGUUUUGACUCAUUUUUCUAAACCGGUCUUUAUAAAACCUAUCAGAACUUAAUGAUUAAUGAAAUGGUAUGCUUAAUAUUGUAUUUUUGAUAAUGUUUAUAAAAUUUGAAUCCAAAUUUGUAUCUAGUCUAGCCUUAGAAAAGUCGCUUCAAUGCUCGCGCCCGUGAGGUGUCGGGGUCACGUGCCAUCUUGUCACGGGUAAGCGUCCGCAGACCAUGCAUGGGCCAUGCGAUGCAGGCCUGUGGACGCGUACCUUUAGUAGGCACACCUUCUCCCAUUGGCACCAUAAACGGUUGGUUUCACCCAUUCACACUGGGCCAGAGACCUAGUUUAAUAAUACGAUAAUAACUUUAAAUUCAGAUAUUAUGCCUUUCGCUCGUUAUCGUUUUUUACCGUUUCUUAUAAUCCAGUUCGGUUAUUUUCAGAUCACUAUUGUCUAUACAUUAAUACAAUAGGAUCAAUAUUACCUAUUGAAUAGGUAAUAUUGAUACAUUUUGAUAUAUCAGAUCUGAAGCGAAAUUAAUUUAUUGUGUAGUCGUCAUCAGAUAUAUCGGAGCGGCCAAGAUGCUCACAAAUAUCUGAACACUAUUAUCAAAGCAUUAGAGUGCGUGUUCAUAUAUUUUUAACACGUCGGCCGGUUUGAUAUAUCUGAUGGGGACUCUACCUACUAUAGUAAAUUUAUUUAUAUUGGGUGUUCAAAAUUAUUGAGUCGAUCUUUGUCUAUUUUGAGCGAAAUUAAUAAGGGAGGUUAAUUGUAAAACUUGUUUGGUGCCUCAUGAAUACAUGAAUGAUGAGUGAUGUGCGGUAAUUGCCGACGCCUAAGAUAGUGAGCCAAAGGCUCGGCUUUACAAUGAUCCCCGCUGGGGUCCCUGGGAGUGUCAAUGUCACCGAGCAUCAUCUUACUAUUAUUUGUUAGUAAUGUUAAAUCUUAAUUGGUUCAGUUUGUUCUUAGUAUAUUUUAUUGUUAAAUUUAAAUUGUUUUCUUAUGGCAAAGUUAAUAUUUUUACUAUUUUAUUAAUUUUAAGAUUGCAAUGCGAUAUGUUUAAAUAUUAAUGUUUUGUUGGGGUAGAUGCAAAUAAAAUACAAUUUUUAAUAAAGUUAUACUGCAACCUA
This is a messenger RNA of Cydia fagiglandana, 7333 nucleotides long. It is a transcript of the gene cyc, whose product is annotated as protein cycle. Bases 352 to 2391 code for a protein of 679 amino acids. Gene Ontology annotation, biological process: regulation of transcription by RNA polymerase II. NCBI's taxonomy places the organism in Eukaryota, Metazoa, Arthropoda, Insecta, Lepidoptera, Tortricidae. Gene Ontology annotation, molecular function: protein dimerization activity; DNA-binding transcription factor activity, RNA polymerase II-specific; RNA polymerase II cis-regulatory region sequence-specific DNA binding. Gene Ontology annotation, cellular component: aryl hydrocarbon receptor complex; cytoplasm; transcription regulator complex. The record is from RefSeq and is a predicted model, not a curated record. The transcript is spliced from 13 exons.